Odontomachus brunneus is the source of this 2293-nucleotide messenger RNA. RefSeq lists its product as uncharacterized. The transcript has 4 exons. The record is from RefSeq and is a predicted model, not a curated record. Bases 898 to 1350 code for a protein of 150 amino acids. Lineage: Eukaryota; Metazoa; Arthropoda; Insecta; Hymenoptera; Formicidae.
GUGACGGUUAACGUACUUUGAUUGUAAGAAUCGUCUCGUUUCCUCGAUUUUGGCUCGCCGAAUGUGAGUCUCGUGCCCGAAUCAUCGCCGGAAGUGUUGAAAGUAAGUGUUGUGAGUUUAUCGUGACGACAUAUCGCCAAUAAGCGCCCGAAAUGGGUAUAUACGGAACAAGCAGUUUACGCCUUUGAAUAGAGUAACGCCCGUUUGGGCAUGAUAUUAAUGGCCGUUGGAAAUACGAGUCGUCAAUCGUUGUUCUUCGCGAUACCGAUCCGUCAGAGGAGAAUAAUGUGCGCGAAUAUCGUCGGGAGUGCUGAAAGUAAGUCGCGCGUCCAUCGUGACGAGAUAACGUCAAUAAGUAUCGAGAAUGGCUAUGUAACGGUACGGAUGAUCGGUAGUUUCGAGAAAUAUAUCGCAUGUUCAUCGUUAGUGGCGUUUCAAAACAGAAUUCGUCUGUCGUUGCUCUCGUCUCUUUGACCCGUUGAAGAAAAGAUGUGCGCGAAUAUCGUCGGGAGUGCCGAAAGUAAGUCGCGCGUCUAUCAUGACGAGAUAUCGUCAAAUAAGCAUCGGGAAUGGCUAUGAAUAGGUAGUACGGGUAGUUCCGAGAAAUGUACCACAUGUUCAUCGUAUUAGUGGCGCUUCAAAACGGAAUUCGUCUGUCGUUUCUCGUCUCUCUGAUUCGUUGGAGAAGAAUGAGUGCGCGAAUAUCGUCGGGAGUGCCAAAAGUAAGUUUCGCGCUUUUAUCGUGACGAAGUGUCUUUACGUAACCGUCCAAAAUAGAUAUGUCGCGAGAUAAGCAGUUAGAAGUUCCAAAAAAAGUAUUGCGCAUCAUAAUAUCAGUGUUGCUAUGAAGCAAUUUUCGGAGUAUCAUAACAGAGCAGCCGGGAGCUCAGUGUCAAGAUGAGAAUACUAGUUUCAACGCCAGUGUUAAUGGCAGGAUGGCAAUAUCAGUGUUGGUGUCAAUGCCAGGAUGGCAAUAUCAGUGUCAGUGCCAAUGCCAGGAUGGCAAUAUCAGUGUCAGUGUUAAUGCCAAGAUGGCAAUAUCAGUGUCAGUGUCAAUGCCAAGAUGGCAAUAUCAGUGUCAGUGUAAAGACUUAUAUCAGAGUUAAAAUCCUAAGCGAAUAUUUAAAGUGUCACAAUGGAGCAAUCAGAAGCUAUAGAAAAAACACCUCCUAUUCUCCAGUCACACAUCGUUCGCCUCAUCAUCCAAAUAGCGGCAUAAAUCUAUUUCUCAAAGGCAUCGAGCAUGAGAAAUCAAGAAGUUUUGUGAGGCCAUCCAGUUUUAUAAUCGUGCAAUGCAAGUGGUUUCUGACAUUGAAGUUCGCUUGUACGACUCGACAAAAACAAAAGUAAGGGAUAAAUUUAAUGCGGAUGAUCACCUGGACACAUUAAACAAUGGUCUGUCAGCAAAUAUUAGUGGAAACUACUUUAAGGCUGAUGAAGAAGGAACCGACUUGUUUAAUAAAUUGUCUAGAAUUGUAAUUCGCAAUCACCGCGUAUGUUUCCCAAAAUUCGUGCAAAAGAUCUGACAUGGUUUGCAUGGCCUCUGACGAUACGUUUUAUAAGUUAGCGGAAGAAAGUUAGCAAAAUCAAUUCUAAUGUUUUUCUUUGUUGCUCAUUUGUAGCUAAAAUGUUGCCAAAGAAAAAAAAUUGUUCUGUUAAUUUUUUGUAAAAACGAUGUUAUGCUAAAAGAUUAGUUUGCGGAACAGUAUGUAAAUAACAACAAAACAAUAAAAAAUCAAAUAUUACAAUAGUAUAGGAAUUUUUUGCUAAUUAAUUGCUCACAAAAUACGCUGGUCCCAAAUAUUUUGCUCCGCUAUUUUUUUUUAUGUUCCGCUAAAAGAAGAUGAAGAGUAAAUUACAAGAAAAAAAUUUGUUGCUCGGUUGAAUUUGGUACUGGUGAAUUGUCUGAAUUUGUUGUUCUGAAAAUAUUCUAGUUACGAAUUUGUUGCUCGUCUAAUAUGUUUAAAUAAUAACGGAGAAGUGACUAACGUGCAAGGAGUCACAAAAGUAAACUAUUAGAAAAAAAAUUCUUGCUCACUUAAAUUUGAUGCUGAUGUGUUGCCUGAAUUUAUUGCUCUAAAAAUAUCCAAGUUAGAAAUUUGUUGCUCGCCUGAUAUGUUUAAAUAAUAGCGGAUAAGUUACCAGCGGGCAAGGAGUCACAAGAGUAAACUGUUAGAGAAAAAAUUGUUGCUCGCUUAAAUUUGAUAUUGGUGUGUUGCCUGAAUUUGUUGCUCUAGAAAUAUCUAAGUUACCAAUUUGUUGCUCGCCUAAUAUGUUUAAAUAAUAGCGGAGA